AUGCUGAGUGUUGCUUCUCUGUGCGUGGGAGGCGAAGUGAAACCUGCUGAGAAACUUCCACUUGAAGCUGCUGCUUCGGAAUGCCCUACUAAACCUCAAGGAUCUUGUCCAACUGAAGAAGAACCAGCAGCUGCUUCAUCUCAUCCUCUUCCUGGUCACCCCCCACAAGUACCUUCUGGUGCUGAUUGUACUACUGACACUCCGUGUACUACUGGUAGCGGUGUUGCUACUACAGCCUCUCCUACUAAUUGUGAGACACAUCCUCAGCAGGAAGGUUGCGCUAACCGUGAGCACCAAACUGAAGACACUUGCACUGCUGAUUCUGGUAAAACUUGUCAAGCAACCCAACAGGUUAACACUCAAACAAGAAAUGAUCACCCUGAUGGACAUGGUCCUCAAGGUACUCAUGGUGAGCGGAAGUCCGACAGUGCUGAUUCUUCCGGUAGAACAAAGGAAGAUGGCGUUGAUCGUCCCUCUUCUGAUACUGAUCCUUCUGAACUUCCUCCUCCUACUAUUGCUGAACCGGCUGCUCCAUCUUCUCCUGUACCUUCUGAUGAGAGUGUUGCUGCGUCCACAAGUGCAGCUCAACCUGAGACCAACAGCAACAGUGUCGCAGGUGGCAAUUCAACACAACAAGACGGUGACGCAACACAAACGCCUUCAAACACUUCAGAGAAAGUGAGUACGGAUAGUUCUGAAAAUACAAACACUGUGAGUGGCACUACAUCUGAAGAGAGUGAAUCAACAAAUAACCAAACUGAAGGAGUGGCAGGUAACACAGAUACAACCACCACCACCACCACAACAACAACAACAACACUUCCUCCUGAGUUUACAAACAACAAGAAGGGUGAUGCAGACAGCAGCAGCAGUAUCAACAGUUCUGUGUGGGUGCGUGUACCACUACUGAUUGUGGUUACACUGGCCUGUAUUCUUGUGUGCUGA
Messenger RNA from Trypanosoma theileri, 945 nucleotides. RefSeq lists its product as uncharacterized. NCBI's taxonomy places the organism in Eukaryota, Euglenozoa, Kinetoplastea, Trypanosomatida, Trypanosomatidae. The coding region runs from base 1 to 945 and encodes 314 amino acids. The record is from RefSeq and is a predicted model, not a curated record. The transcript has a single exon.